AUGGCCAGCACUAAUUCCACCCCUGCUCCAGUAGAGAGUGGGGUCUCGGGCACAGCUAAGAAAAUAGGGAGCAGCAGCAUCUGCAUCCCAGGCCCUGCACUUUCCCUGUUCCUGCUCCUGUUGCUGCCACCUCCACUGCUGAGCACAGGGAGCUUCCUGCACCACCUCCCAGCGGGGAGAUCUUCCCACCACCGCGCCAGGCACUACAGGAACAAAGCUGAUCUGAGAACCUGCGAUAGUGCCUUUAACAUCUUCUUCCUCCUGGACGCGUCAGAAACUGCAAAAGAAUACUGGGAAGAAUCACAGAGACUUGUGGAGGAAAUGCUGAAGAGGUUCACAAACCCAGCCGUGAGGAUUGGCAUAGUCACCUACAAUUCACAGGGUGAGACCCAAUUGCCACUCACCAUACACAGGCAAAAAUUUGAAGAAGCUCUUAAAAAUCUUAAGACAGUACAACUUUCAGGAGAAAACCUAUUGGAGACAGGAUUUGUAAAGGUAAAUGAGGACCUUCGAAAAGAGCAUCUCAUAAACCCACGAAAGGGCAGCCUGAUUAUUGCGGUGACCACUGCACCACUGAAACCAUCAUCAAUACCGAUGAUCAAGGCCGAAGCUGAGGAGGCUCGGAGGAUGAAGGGCUCACUUUACUUCAUGACUUUCAACGAUUAUGACAGAGAGCAGCUAGUUGACAUUACAGGAAGAGAAUCCCAGGUGUAUGCAACAAAGGGGCUCAAGGAAAUGGAUCUCGCUUAUCAAUCGCUUGUGGCCAAUACCUGUAAGAAAUUGAAUUCACCUGGCAUUUACUUUGUCUGUUUAUUUGAUACCUAUGAUGUGGGAUUUGAGGUACCUGUCCCAGAUCCAAGCAACUUAGAGAACUUUGUUUGCGAAUAUACUUUGGAUAGCGAUCCUUUACCCAAUAGAAGAGCAAAUGAGGUAACGUCACGCAGUAUAAUUUGCCCUGGAUUCAUAUUUGAGAAGGAAGAUCAGGAGCUCGUCGUGAGAUACAGCAUGGAUACUGGAGACACAUUCCAAGGCAGCAUGAUUAUCAGCGGCACCAACUGUGAGGACCCAUUAAAGUCUGCAGAAAGAACCACGAUGCCCUCGAUGACCACACCUAUGAUGACCACAAACACCAUGACAACCAUGAGGAUGCCCAUGAUGCCCAUUUCAACCACGAUGACCACACUGACAACCACAACACCCACAACAACCACGACAACCACACAGACUACCACAACAACCACGACGACUACGACGACCACGACGACCACGACGACCACGACGACCACGACGACCACGACGACCACGACGACCACGAAGACCAGGUGGACGACCACAACAUCCAUGACAACCACGCAGACGAUCACAGUGUCCACCACCGUCUCAUGGGAGAUAAGUGGGAAAGCAAUAGUCACACCAGAGUCCACAGAGGCCAUGGUGGUCACAGAAAAGCCAAUCCUUGACAAAUCUCUCUACGCAGCGCUCGUCUCCACCCUGCUCAUCAUCCCGGUGGUUAUCUUCGGCAUCUGCUGCUGCACGAAUACUGACAAGGAGCCACCACCAAUGGAGAUAAUAGAAAGGGAGUCAGACACGUGUAUACAGAGAUGCACUCCAGUGGUCAUCCCUUGUUGUCCCUACGAGGAAGACAUGAGUCGCAUAGAGGACAAACUGGACACCCUGUGUGACUUUGUUCAAAGCUGCAACCAGCUGCCAUUGAUAUGGUGUCAGCCCCGUGACCAGGGUCAGUGUUUCAACUUCACCCCACUGAAGCCCCUCUGCAGGCAGUUGCCCUGCCUUCCACCCAACCAGGGAUGUUUGCCCCUCAACAGCUGCUGUGCACAGUGCCAAUACCCCCCUACCAUAUACUCCCAGCCACCCUCCAUGACGCUGCCAUUGAUCUCUCCCCCUUCUGAGGCACUCUGCAGAACUACUUUGUCACUCCCACCCCCAUAG
Neogale vison (American mink) is the source of this 1950-nucleotide messenger RNA. RefSeq names its product anthrax toxin receptor-like. Gene Ontology annotation, molecular function: signaling receptor activity. The coding region runs from base 1 to 1950 and encodes 649 amino acids. NCBI's taxonomy places the organism in Eukaryota, Metazoa, Chordata, Mammalia, Carnivora, Mustelidae. The transcript has 17 exons. Gene Ontology annotation, cellular component: membrane. The record is from RefSeq and is a predicted model, not a curated record.